Messenger RNA from Xiphias gladius (swordfish), 1187 nucleotides. RefSeq names its product interleukin 11b (gene il11b). The coding region runs from base 48 to 656 and encodes 202 amino acids. The transcript has 5 exons. The record is from RefSeq and is a predicted model, not a curated record. Gene Ontology annotation, biological process: positive regulation of cell population proliferation; positive regulation of MAPK cascade. Gene Ontology annotation, cellular component: cytoplasm. NCBI's taxonomy places the organism in Eukaryota, Metazoa, Chordata, Actinopteri, Istiophoriformes, Xiphiidae. Gene Ontology annotation, molecular function: growth factor activity; cytokine activity.
ACACUGGACUCAGAAGGAGGUUUGUUUACAACAGCAGGAGAAGAAAGAUGAAAUUAAUUCAUGACCCCACCCCUUGUCUUCUCCACCUGCUGCUAUUGGCCGAGCUGUUCGUCCAUUCAUCAUGUCGCCCCACCCGCAGUUACUCCCUCUGCGGCACGUACGGGUCAAUGAUCCCUCAGGUGGAGAGCCUGGUGAACUCCUCCAAAAAACUCCAUGACCUGUCAGGCGAUGAACUCCUAAACUUAGCUGCUGCAGAAAACAGACUUCAUGGUCUUCCUCACAUGCAACACACGGUUGCACAUCUCAAUGCACUGAAGGUUAACGAGUCCCUUUCCCUGCUCUAUGUGUACACUGAGGCCUUUCGGCUGCAUGUUGACUGGCUGAAAACAGCCCAGGAAAACUUCAGUUUGCCCUCCCAGGCAGCUGAGGGCGCCAGCGCUCACCUCCUGAAGCUGUCCAACCUCCUCAACACAUCUCUUCAACAGAUGAGCGAAGAGGUUCCUCAGUCCCCGCCUCCCUCCCUCCCUGUCGUCUCCACGGCCUUCGACGUGCUCCAGUUCUCCGUUGAGAUCUCCGAACGGUUAAAGGUCUUCUGCAUCUGGUCAAAAAGAGUGUUACUAAAGCUCCAAAAAUCACCCCACUGCCCCAGACAUUAAGAGGCUGCCUCCGAGUGUUAAGUUCUUCCUUCAAAACCACUGUCAACCUAUAUGCUUUUGGACUUUCAGCCGUGCUAGCAGCACGGCCCUGGGGAUGGCAAUGUCAGUGGGUCGGUCCCCUUGGUCCACCACUUUGAUCCGGACAUACAUAUCUCAACAACUAUUGGUAGCGUCGCCUUGAAAUUUGGAACAGAUGAACGAUACAUUGUGCUCGGAGGAUGCACUUUAAUGACGCUGGUGAGCCCUUGACUUUUCCUGUGGUGCUACAGCAGCACGUAAGUCUUCAAUUAUACCUGCCAUAUUUCAAUGUCUGGCGGAUGGAUUGGCACAAAAUUUGGCACAGACAUUUUAAGGUCCCCAGAUGAUGAACCCUGCCGACUUUGGUGAUCCCCCUCCGGCGCCACCAGGUUGGCGUGUGGUUUUAACUGAAGCAUCUCAACAACUAUCCGGUGUACUGUUGUGACAUUUGGUACAGAUAUUUAUGCCCACCGUUGGGGUGAAUUGUAAUAACUUUGAUGAUCCUCUGACUUU